GUUCAAGCCUGUUUUACUGUCAUACUUAAAAAAAAGGAGCUCGAAACAAUUACGAUAGUGUCAUAUUUUAAUGGAAUAGGCCUAUAUUAUAAGGUACAAAUAGAUAUUAGGAUUCAAGGCCUUAGAAACUUGGUUAAAACACUUACAGAUAUUAAGUUAUGGAGAAGAAAUAUCCCAAACAAUUUGAGCCUGAUUCGGGUUGGUCAUGGAUGAUUCUUUUAUCCGCCUUCUUUUCAAAUUUCAUUUUUGACGGAAUCAUAUUCUCAUUUGGUAUUUUUCUUCCCGAAAUUCUACUUCAUUACGAAUCGAGUCAUGCAUUAACUUCGUGGGUUGGUUCGACUAUAAGCGCCGUUUACGCUCUCGUUGGACCGCUUGCGAGCUAUUUAGCAGAAAGAUUCGGGUGUAAAUUAACAACUAUCAUUGGAAGUAUUCUAGCCGCUUCGGGUUUUGUUUUAUCUACUUUUUGUACAGAAAUAUGGCAAUUAAUAAUUACCUAUGGUAUUAUAUCUGGUGUUGGUUUUGGUAAGUCAUAGAAAUAAUCUAGAUGUACUUAGACAAAAAAUAAGAGAAUAAUUCAAAGAUUGUUGUUCUUUCUUUUAUUUAAUGACGGAGGAGGAGGAGGAAAGGAAUAAUAAAGAAGAAAACAGAUAAUUAUUACUGUUAUUAUUAUUAAGACAAUGCGACUUAAUCUAGAUUAUAUCUAUGGGUUUAAUGUAUCUCUGCUCGUAUGUUAUGAUUGGUCAUUACUUUAACAAAUGGAGGGCAUUCGCCACUGGAUUCUCAUCAUGUGGUUCGGGUGUGGGAACAUUCGUUUUUGCUCCGCUUUCCGCCUACUUAAUUGAACAAUUUGGGUGGAGGGGAGCGUUACUCAUACAUGCUGGUAUUACUUUACAAGGUUGCGUAAUAGGUAUGACAUUCAGAAGUGUAAAUGAAUUAACAACAAAUGCUGAUGGAACAAAUGAGAAAAAUAAAGGCAAGAAGAGAACAAUCGACUUUAAACUUCUUCUGAAUAUCCCAUUUAUGCUUUUCUGUAUAUCAUCGUUCCUCUGCGCAAUCGGAUUCUUUGUACCUUCAACAUAUUUGCCCGAUUAUGCAAUAUCAAAAGGGAUUAGUCGGAGAAAAAGUGCAUUUUUACUAAGUUUAUUUGGUAUCUUUAAUACUUUGGGUAGAAUUGUUUGCGGUUUAAUAUCUGACAAUUCGAAAGUAGACCCACUUCAAAUAUACUACCUUGCUCUAAUUGCUGGCGGAUGUACAACCAUGUUUGUCAGUUUUAUGGUAGCUUAUUGGCAACUAUGCAUCUACGCUGCCAUAUAUGGAAUAACAAUUGCAAUAUAUGUUUCUUUAUGUGCAAUUAUCAUAAUCGACCUAUUAGGUCUUGAAAAACUAUCCAACGCUUUUGGAUUUUUAAACAUGUUUCGUGGCUUUUCAACAUUCAUCGGAGUUCCAACUGCAGGUGCUUUAUAUGAUAUAUCGGGAAACUAUCGUUUGGCCUUUUAUGUAGCUGGUGGUGCUAUUGCUGCAUCAGGUUUAAUAUGCAUACCAUUAAAAUGCUGCCUACGGUGGCGAGAAGAGAAAAGAAAGUUAAAGGCAAUUAAUAAAAUAGUAGUUGUUGACGAAGAAACGUCCCUACUGAAAAAGAAAUCACCAGAACUUACUAGUCGUAUUACUACUUGUUAAUUAAUUAAUUAAUAUUCAUAUAUUCAUAUCUACUUUGCACAUAUAUUUACAUAUAUAUGUUAAACAAAGCACAGGACAAAUAAUCUAAAAAGUCACUAACUAAAAAAACUAUUUAUUGUUGAACCAAAAGAGAAAAAAAAAAGUUGAAAAAUAUUUUCACUAUACUUGUUUUUAUUCAAUUAAUUGUGUA
Molecule: messenger RNA, 1867 nt
Organism: Dimorphilus gyrociliatus
Lineage: Eukaryota; Metazoa; Annelida; Polychaeta; Dinophilidae
Source: the annotation of a GenBank genome assembly